Molecule: messenger RNA, 3687 nt
Organism: Toxotes jaculatrix (banded archerfish)
Lineage: Eukaryota; Metazoa; Chordata; Actinopteri; Toxotidae
Gene: faimb
Product: Fas apoptotic inhibitory molecule b
Exons: 5
Coding region: 2918-3463 (181 amino acids)
Biological process (GO): negative regulation of extrinsic apoptotic signaling pathway via death domain receptors; canonical NF-kappaB signal transduction; positive regulation of neurogenesis
Source: RefSeq, a predicted model, not a curated record
UGAGACGUAUUUUUCUCCAAAUGUAUAACGUCCACCUUUCAAAGCGACAGUGACCUGAUGUAUUUGAGCUCAUGUUGCCAGUUUCACCGGAGGAAUCUCACUUCCAUUGUUGUGUUUUAAAGUUGUCUGGUGACCUUGGCACUUCCCUGAUUCUGCUUCCUCUUUAUGUACAGAUUCUGUUGAGUCAAACUGCUUGAUGUGGCCAAAAGUAUGUGGACAUUUGUAAUUGUCGAACAUGCGAUUGUGACACCGAGGGGCGUGAAUGUGCUGCUCUAACAGCCUCCGCUCUUCUGGCUUCAGUCUUUCUAUCAGACGUAGAACCUGCCGCAGGGAUUUGCUCCCGCUCGGUGAGGUCCAGCUCCGAGGCUGGGCGAUCGGGUCCUAGCUGGUGUUCCAGUUCAUGCCGUAGGAGAUGGAUGGGGCUGAGGUCAGGGCUUUGUGCAGACCCGGCAAGUUCCUCCACACUAAGCUGAGAAAAUCAUUUCAUCCUGAUGGUGAUGGAGCAGGAAUGUGUUUGUGGAGCAGGUUGAUGUUUUGUUGCACCGCUGUGUGUUGGGGCCUCCAAGGUGAUAAUCCAAGUUUCCGUCCAAAUUGUAGCUCAAAUUUCAGCUGACGUUCUAGUAAAUCUGAAGAAGAAGAUGCACAUGAAUCAUGUUUCCAAACAGCUGGUGGAGCUGUUUCUCCAGUCGGUGCCUUUAAAGAGGAGGUGGGCCGUGUUCACCUGUUCAUCUGCAGGUUAACAAACUCACCUCUUGUUUGUUUUGAUGCUCAGAAGAGUCAGUGCUGUGGCCAAAGUCUGUUUCAUUUAUGCAUCAGUGUUACGUUUCCCCAGAGCUUCAUCUGACAAUCUGACAGGCCUCAGACCUCAGACUGUGUCUGACACAGGUGAGGCCACGAACUGCAUUAACCUGGACGAUCGCUGUUGUCGUCCACUGUGUAGGAGCCGUGUAGUGUCCAUGUCCGUGUGUCCUUUUGUUUCCUCCAGAGCUUUGCUGAGCACUUUUCCAAUAACAGCGACGAAGCCCCGGGCUGUUUGUUUAAAGAGAGUUCACAGGAAGCACCGAGUCUUUUUAAUGUGGAAAACAAAGACAAAGGACAAACAGGUUUGGGAAGCUGCCGCUUCAGAGGGAAACUCUCACGUCAUUUUUCUGGAUGUUUUGACAAUCUUUGUAAAAGUUGUGGGGGUUUUUUUCGUCGCCAUGUCUCGGCAGAGAAAAUGAUAUUGUCAGACUGAAGGAUCCAGUGUGAGAUUUUGUGCCUUAAACUGUCUUUCGUGGUCCCUGUUGUCUCUGUUAAGCAGUUUUCAAACCGUGUGAUCUCUUGGAGUUGGUCAGUAGCCUCAGCGCGUGCGAUACGUCUCUUUUAAACUGUGCUAUUUCGGUUUUGAAGCCAAAAUGUUUUGUUCAACACUCUGUCAGUCGUCAAUUUUUCUUUUUCAUGAGUUCUCUCCCUUAAUUUUGCUUCUGUUUUGGGUCUUUCACACAUUCCUGAUAUAUAAAGACACUUCAGACACUCCUUUUAUAUGAAAGCUUUAUUCUCCACCUCCCUACAGACACAAGUAUAAUUUAUAAUCAACUUUAAAAGGGAUCUACUAUUUAAAUCUCUUGCCUCAUUAUCCUGAAGACUGUUGUAUUUAUGGCGUCUGUGGUUUGAUGGGACUUGUUCUGCUGCACUUCGAGCUGAAAUCAGUGUGUUUGUGUUGUUGUGGACUCACAGACGAUGUCAUAUCCCUUUGAUAAUAAAAUGAAAGAGACUGAUCAGUGAUGCUUCGUUUGUGCCCAUCAGACGGGUUUAAUCAAACCUCCUGCAGGUGUCACCUGUGCAUUUUAUUUCAUUUUUGCUUUAUUGAAAUGUAUAAAAAUGUGUUAUCAGGCAGAUAUGAGAUUAAUUAUUAAUUAUUAAUAACAGGAACUAUAAACAGUAAGUUAAAGGAAAGAAAGGUGACACUUCAGUUCACAGCAGGUCGACUGAACAUGUGACAUUCAUCUUCAAUUCAACAGGAAACCAAGUUUUUAAAAAUGAAUGAAUAAUGGAUGAAAUUCUGCUUUUAUUGUUUUACCUGAAAACAGAAGCAGAUAAAAAUCCAAACUUUAUAGGAAAUAAAGUCAGGACUGCUCACUGGACUCAGACAGAUCCUGUUAUUAGGAUUAUCUUAUUAUAAUAUUAUAAUAUUUGAGUUUAUUUCCCAUGUGAAAAGAAAAACUGAAGAUUGAAUGAACUGCUGUGUUGAUUAACUCCAUUGUCACAUUGGACACUAGAUGGCGCUUUAAGUUAAUGUUUGAAAAGUGACUCAGUUAAUCAUCAGACCAUCUUAUUAAAAACUGACCAAACUAUUUCAUGUAUUUUUAUUCUGGAAGAAAAAUAAAUUCUCUGAUGAGCAACAGUUUUAACAUCAGACAUUUUACUGAAGAGGCCUGUUUCAGGUGUUUGACCUUUAACCUCAGCAGAAGGAUGUUUUUACUUGCAGGUAAUUCAAAAUGGCAAUAUGUAAAUAACGUUUUUGCUGCGUCAGAAAUGUGAAACGAAUCCUCAGACUCUGCUCCAUCUCCUGGAAUUGACUGUUUAUGUUGCAGACACUUCCUCUGAAGCUCAGUGAAAGUAUCUCCCAUCUACAAGCUGUUAUCCUGAAACGUCUGUCAACAACAGCACCGAGAGAAACAGUUCAGGCUCAUCACAUCAGAUGAAAGCGAUGGCUUUGUUGUUUUUCAGGAAUGCAGCUCUGCAUGAAGUGAAACAUGGACCUGAUCUCAUCUCAGCUCUUAUCUCAUAUUAGACCACGUUACAUAAUGAUCCAGACUCUUUACCUGAAACAGGUGGAACUCGUCUGACCAGCAGCAGCGGCUCGUCCUCGUCCUCUGAUUGUAACGUGGCUCACCUCCUGCAGCAGGGACGUUGUCGAUCGUGAGGAGUGUCCGAGAUGCUGAGUGGAGACCUGGUCGCCGUGUGGGAGGUGGCGCUGAGUGACGGCGUUUACAGGAUUGAGUUUGCUCAUGGCACCACCACAGGGAAACGUAUCGUUUAUGUCAACGGACAGGAAGUCAUCAGAAAAGACUGGAUGUUCAAGCUGGUUGGAAAGGAAACCUUCACAGUCGGAGGUACGAACACUAAAGCCACCAUAAACAUCGAGGCCAUCAGCGGGUUCGCCUACGAGUACACGCUGGACAUGGACGGGAAGAGUCUGCAGAAGUUCACGGACAACAGAGCCAAGACCACCAAAACCUGGCUGCUCAAAGUGGACGGAGAGGACUGCAGGGUCGUGCUGGAAAAGGACACAAUGGAUGUUUGGUGCAACGGACAGAAAAUGGACACAAUGGGAGAGUUUGUGGACGACGGCACAGAGACACACUUCAUGGUGGGGGAACAUGAGUGCUGCAUCAAGGCUACGAGCAGUGGGAAGAAAAAGAGCGGCAUUGUGCACUAUUUACUGCUGGACGGAGAGAAAAUACCAGCUUCUGCACAAUAGUGCUGGACCAGACUGUUGGAACAGAGCUGAGCAUCCAAAGAGACUCUGUGAAUGAAGUAUUUGAGUCCAACAUACAAAUACAGAGCAGCAUCACUGGCUGUGCUUUAUGAGGAGGCAUCAGAACUUCCUGUUUUUCAUCAUUUAGUUGGUUUUAUUUGAAAUUUAGAAAAUACGGGUGCAAGUAUGUUCAUGUAAAUAUAGUAAAUAAACACUGGGGUGUGCAA